AAAUACAUUUUACGCUUUCCUGUCGCGGCCUGCGUGGUGUCGGCUCUUGGGUUUCAGAGACCUGAAUAUUAAGAGCAUUUUUACACCCCAGGGGCCGCUAGUGGCGACUCUGCGGCCAUCACCAUGCCACAGAACGAAUAUAUAGAAUUACAUCGUAAACGCUAUGGAUACCGUUUGGAUUACCAUGAGAAAAAGAGAAAGAAGGAAAGUCGAGAGGCUCAUGAACGUUCAAAGAAGGCAAAGAAAAUGAUUGGUCUGAAAGCUAAGCUUUACCAUAAACAGCGCCACGCUGAGAAAAUACAAAUGAAAAAGACUAUCAAGAUGCAUGAAAAGAGAAACACCAAACAAAAGAAUGAUGAGAAGACUCCACAGGGAGCAGUACCUGCCUAUCUUCUGGACAGAGAAGGACAAUCUCGAGCUAAAGUACUUUCCAAUAUGAUUAAACAGAAACGAAAAGAGAAGGCGGGAAAAUGGGAAGUCCCUCUGCCUAAAGUCCGUGCCCAGGGAGAAACAGAAGUAUUAAAAGUUAUUCGAACAGGAAAGAGAAAGAAGAAGGCAUGGAAGAGGAUGGUUACUAAAGUAUGCUUUGUUGCAGAUGGCUUUACAAGAAAACCACCUAAAUAUGAAAGAUUCAUAAGGCCAAUGGGCUUGCGUUUCAAGAAAGCCCAUGUGACACAUCCUGAACUGAAAGCCACCUUUUGCCUACCAAUACUUGGUGUAAAGAAGAAUCCCUCAUCCCCACUGUAUACAACUUUGGGUGUUAUUACCAAAGGUACUGUCAUUGAGGUAAAUGUGAGCGAACUGGGCCUUGUGACGCAAGGAGGCAAAGUUAUUUGGGGAAAGUAUGCCCAGGUUACGAACAAUCCUGAAAAUGAUGGAUGCAUAAAUGCAGUCUUACUGGUUUGACAGCAAUUUAAUAUAUAAUUAGAGGACUACACACCAAUUGGAAAAACUGCCAUUACUGUAAUGUUUCUGAAUACUACCAAAUAGCCAUACAUGUCUGCAAUCAAGAGAUUUAUUGUAAACAUUAAAAUGGUCCCACUGUAUAAA
Messenger RNA from Callithrix jacchus (white-tufted-ear marmoset), 1050 nucleotides. The record is from RefSeq and is a predicted model, not a curated record. Lineage: Eukaryota; Metazoa; Chordata; Mammalia; Primates; Cebidae.